Messenger RNA from Strongylus vulgaris, 216 nucleotides. NCBI's taxonomy places the organism in Eukaryota, Metazoa, Nematoda, Chromadorea, Rhabditida, Strongylidae. The record is from the annotation of a GenBank genome assembly.
AUGUGGAUUGAACCACCUAGCGACUCACUCAGCCAAACGGUGGAGCUUCUGGUAUGGCCUACAGUUGGACAUCCGGGAGCCGGAAACGUCGAACUUUUUCUCAGCUUGGAAGACCGUGCUGGAGCACAAAACUCCGCUGUACUCGCAGUUCGACACCCUGUGUCACCCCAGCGCCACGAUGAGGCGGCAGAUCUCAUGGAGGAAACUUUUUUAUAA